AUGGCUCGGAGAAAUAAAUGUGUGUACUUCAACUGCUUUAGAAGUAAAGUUGAAGAACCUAGUUUAACAUUGUUUCAUUUUCCCAAAAAUGAUCCUAUUCGUGCACAAGAAUGGGUUAAAAAAUCAGGAAAUAUAGACUUAACUAUUUUAACUCAUGAAGAACUUUCUGCAAAAUAUGUUUGUGCUCACCAUUUUUCUAAAUGUGACAUUAGACACUAG
Molecule: messenger RNA, 219 nt
Organism: Macrosiphum euphorbiae (potato aphid)
Lineage: Eukaryota; Metazoa; Arthropoda; Insecta; Hemiptera; Aphididae
Source: the annotation of a GenBank genome assembly